AGAAAGCGAACGAUACUCCUCUCUCUCUCUCUCUCUCUCUCUCUCUCUCUCUCUUUGCGAUACAUAUUCAACAAUGGCGACGACGAAGGAGGGUGCGGAGAAGGGGGAGGAGCCGGCGCUGGGAAUCCCCUAUCCCUACUCCUCCGGCGCAGCUCCGGCGCAGGCGGGGGCGGCGGUGGCGGCGCCGGCGCCGGCGCCGGGGCACUACUACUACGUCGGGGAGAACCCGUACCAGGCGGGGAUGAUCCCCCCCAACGCGGUGGUGGGCGACCCCAAGGGGAUCCCGCUGCGCCAGACGAUGUUCGGCGACACCCCCGCCCCACUCCAGUGCCCCCUCUGCGGCGCCUCCGGCCUCUCCACCGUCAGGUCGAAGCCGAGUUUGGCGGCUGUGGUAGCAUGCAUGAUGCCGUUUAUGCUGGGAGUGUGCUUCCUCUGCCCCUCAAUGGACUGCCUCUGGCACAAAUACCAUUACUGCCCUAGCUGCGGCGAAAAGGUUGGUGAGUUCAAGAAAUUGGAUCCGUGUCUCGUGGUCGAUCCGACUCGCUGGAACGAGCCGAGCUUUGCGGUGCCUGCAUAGUGCGUAAACUAAACCGUACUCUCUUCAGUUUCCUGUUUUGUUCGCUCGUACUUUGAAUUCUCCUGUAAUGGGGCUUGUAUAUUUUGGUUCUCAGCGUACACAUGACCUGCAACGAUAUUGUUAACAGUGUAUUUCAUGUAUAUUUUUCGGAAUCU
Molecule: messenger RNA, 732 nt
Organism: Ananas comosus (pineapple)
Lineage: Eukaryota; Viridiplantae; Streptophyta; Magnoliopsida; Poales; Bromeliaceae
Product: lipopolysaccharide-induced tumor necrosis factor-alpha factor-like
Exons: 3
Coding region: 74-577 (167 amino acids)
Molecular function (GO): zinc ion binding
Source: RefSeq, a predicted model, not a curated record